Messenger RNA from Penicillium maclennaniae, 1419 nucleotides. RefSeq lists its product as uncharacterized. The record is from RefSeq and is a predicted model, not a curated record. NCBI's taxonomy places the organism in Eukaryota, Fungi, Ascomycota, Eurotiomycetes, Eurotiales, Aspergillaceae. The transcript has a single exon. Gene Ontology annotation, cellular component: membrane. The coding region runs from base 1 to 1419 and encodes 472 amino acids. Gene Ontology annotation, molecular function: glycosyltransferase activity.
AUGUUCAAUUCUCCACGACGAUGGGUCUUCGUCGUCUCUCCAUUCCUUACCCUCAUUCUAGUGUACUACAUCCUCCUAGUCCCAAAUACAACCCCAGCCGCCGUGCAGGCGGACACGAAUACCGAGCAAUCGUCACAGGCCGAAUCAAGCACAAUUGUCCUCGAAGGAGGUCAGCCAGUCCCCGAGAUUGAGGAGCAGGGCAAAGGAUCAAAGGCAUUGGACCAGGACGAGAACCCCUGCGGGAAGCUGCGUCAUGAUAUGGAGGAUGUAUUUGUAGUCUUGAAGACUGGUGCCACCGAGGCCCUCCAGAAGGUCCCUGUCCAGCUGCGUACCAGCUUCAAAUGUGUCCCGAACUUUGCCGUCUUCUCCGAUUACGAAGAGACUAUCAAUGGCGUCCGCACCUAUGACGUCCUGAGCAAUGUGACCGCGAAAACAAUUCAAAAUGAGCCUGAAUUCGAGGUUUACGAACACCUUCAAAAGGUCGGCCGGCCAGGCCUGACCGAUGCGGACUUUGGCGAUGACGAAAAUGGACCUUUCGGCAAAAUGAACAACCCUGGGUGGAAGUUGGACAAAUGGAAGUUCCUCCCCAUGAUUGAUGGGGCGCUAGAAGCGAUGCCCGAUGCCAAGUGGUACAUCUUCAUGGAGGCGGAUACCUACAUUGUCUGGCAGAAUCUGGUCAAUUGGCUGGCCCACCUUGACCACACGCGCAGCUACUAUCUUGGUAGUCCGAUGCAGAUUGGCGACGUCUUAUUUGGAUAUGGUGGGGCAGGUAUCAUUCUCUCGCAGAGGGCGAUGCAGCGUCUGCAUAGCUACCGGUCCCAAAAUCUGGAGGAGCUGGAGAUCAUGACUGCCAGUGAAUGGGCUGGAGACUGUGUCCUCGCCCGAGCGCUACAAAACAUUCACAUCCCUCUGACGUGGGCCUGGCCCAUGAUGAUGACCUCCCGCCCGUGGGAGAUUGACCAUUUCUCCGAGGGUUACGGUCGUCAGCCCUGGUGCUACCCGGUCAUCUCGUACCACCAUAUGGACCCUCGAGAUAUUGAGGAGAUGUGGCGGUUCGAGCGUGGCUUCUUCAAGAGUGGCAAGAAUGCUCUUCUGCUUCACGCCGAUGUUUAUCGGACGUUCAUCCACAACGGAUCGCUCGCCGAGCGCGAGGACUGGGAUAAUUUGUCUCCGGCCAAUAUCGACUUUGAUCCCCCCACGAGUCCCUCGGCUGAGGCAUGUGCUGAUGCUUGUUCCCAAAAUUCAGAUUGUCUCCAGUUUUCUUUCAACCACGAGGAGCAGACCUGCAAACACGCGUCCACCACGCUUGCCGGUGUCGCCACCAAUGGCACCUACUCUGGCUGGAUGACCCACCGUGUCCAGAAGCUCCUGAACACCUUCCAAUCAUCAUGUCCCCAGGUCGAAUAUGUCUUUGACUGA